This is a messenger RNA of Parasteatoda tepidariorum (common house spider), 838 nucleotides long. RefSeq names its product G patch domain-containing protein 4. Gene Ontology annotation, cellular component: nucleolus. Lineage: Eukaryota; Metazoa; Arthropoda; Arachnida; Araneae; Theridiidae. The record is from RefSeq and is a predicted model, not a curated record. Gene Ontology annotation, molecular function: nucleic acid binding.
GCAAAAAGCUCGUCGCAUUCUUCUACAAUCGAACUACAGCACCUAAAUAUUUGUCUUUCGGAAGCUUUGUUGUUGUUAUUGUUUUUAGUUAAAUUAAACUUAGAAUAACAUUGUAAAUGCUUUGAAGAACGUUGUAUAAGUUUAAUUAAAUAUAACGCAUAAUCUAUAUUGUUAAUUUAUUCAAUAUUUAAGCAGAUUGGACGUCUUCAUAAACUCUUAAAAACUAUGAAUUUAAAGUUAGAAAAUUCCUGUAAUGUUAGUAAUUUUGCACGUAAACAGCUCGAAAAAUAUGGAUGGUCAGAAGGCAAAGGUUUAGGUAAAGAUGGAAAUGGAAUAACAAAGCCAAUAAAAGUUUCAAUCAAGUUAGAUAACCAAGGGAUAGGACACAAUUGUCUCGAUGCUUGGACUUCAAUGUGGUGGUGUGACGCUUUUAAUGCCGCAUCUAAAAGAAUCAAAGUUAUAGAAACUGAAAAAGGUGUGUGCAUAAAAAGUGAAAAGUCUCAAACAAAUGAUUCACAGACUUCUUUAAGACAUGCCAAGAAAAAGUUUGUAAGAGCAGGAGCAAAUGCAGAUAAAGAGGAAAUUUUUGAUGUGACCACUAAUACUUUAAUUCCUAACUUUUCAAAUUGUUCAAGCUUGAAUGCUGUAAACAUGAAGUACGAUAAAUUAAAAAUCAAGGCACCAUUGAAGAGGAGGCAUAUAAGACUUAUGGAACAAGAUGCAUUGUAUGCUCGUAAAACUAAGAAAGAAAAUUGAUAUACAUUGAAUAUAGUAUUAUUGUUUAUUAGCUAAUUGUACAUGCUAUUUAAAUUUUAUAAAAUUGUUUUUCUAUUGCAAA